CUCCUAGAUAUGCUCCAUCAUCUCCCGUACAAACCCGCACCCAGCCACGGCGCGGGAUGGGCCAUUGCAGUGCCAACUUGAGCUGUCUAUGACGCCCGAGGUUCAUAUGCAGUAAGUCAUGUCUUCUCUGGAAUACUCUGGCUGUGAUACAGAAUUGGCAGACCUGGGCAGCGAGAAUACCGACUAUCGUCAGCGACUCGGUGGUCCUGGCCCUUACUUGGAUGAAGAUUUUUUACCAGUUCCGAGCCGCGAGGAUGCUACACAUCAGGUCAAUAAGCACCCCAUUUCUCAGAGAUGGGGCGCUCUACUUCACAUUGUCGUCGCGAGAUCCCUGUGUCUCUCGCAGUUCAUAUAUGCCUUGACGUCGAUUCUGUUAUCGCGCUUCUUCUUGAACCUACGCUACUGGUUGGACGACAGCCAUCCGACAACGGGGAAGAUGUUGGACGACAUGUCGAGCUUGCGCUUUCAGGAAGCCACCAACCUCGAGAGCGAACUCGGGAGCCCUUUGAUGCGCGCCGACGGGGACUGCGAUGGAACAAACGACGCUAACACUCGCGUAGCCUGUGUUCAGGAUGACGGAUGGCUCGAUGAUGGGCAACGACCAGAAGGCGUCUGUAAUAUCUGGGAGACCUUUGACCACAUUCGAGCUGCGAGGAAGCUGUCCAUCAAGACGCCGCUUAGCACUCUGUUCCUUAGAGACGGAACACUCUAUUUCAUUGUGCUCAUCGUCCUCAAUAUCGGCCAGGUGGUCGUCGCGCCAUCACUAUGUGUCUCGCAGCUCAUAUACACUCUGUCGUCAAUCCUCAUGUCCCGCUUCUUUCUGAACCUGCGGCAGACUGGCGAACACCCAGCAACGGAGCGGACGGCGGACGGCCCGUCGACCAUAAGGUUCCUGGAGCUUGAUAGUUUCGAAGGCGAACUUGGCCAUCCCCAGUGAUCAUCGACGAAGAUGGAAUGCAGGUCAUGGUCAAGGUGGUACAAGGUAGAGCAACAGUGGAGUAUUAGAAGAUGUCCGGAUAUUCCGGAGGCGCGAGUCCUAGCUAAGCCAAAGCAAAACUCUGACGCUCGACGGGCCAGGUUCUUUACAGAGUGGCUUCUACUUUGGCUGAAAUAUCGUAGACAAGCCGCGGAACGCCAUGAACCUGAAUUGGUAUUGCACGGACAGAAUAAACGUAUCGUAUGGAAAUACACCUGGCUCUGCACUCCGGGGGGGGGGGGGGACGCCAUGCUGAACAAGCCGGCGCCCAUCGCCAACAGGAGCCAGUCAUUGAAUCGGAACUAUGUGAAGAUAAUCGUCUCAAAGGCGGCGGACAGGCGGACAAGCGCCAGAUUGAGCGGGAGCACGCUGUACACAAUGGGGCUAUACACCGGCGAGCCUUUGGGAUCUGCCGGAGGUGCCGACGAGGGAUUUAGGGAAGCCAGCGGCCAAGUUACCACUGACACCGCUGUCGGGCUUCUUCGAAGCGUGAGACCUAAACAAUAUACAAUCCUGU
Molecule: messenger RNA, 1493 nt
Organism: Phanerochaete carnosa HHB-10118-sp
Lineage: Eukaryota; Fungi; Basidiomycota; Agaricomycetes; Polyporales; Phanerochaetaceae
Exons: 7
Coding region: 119-937 (272 amino acids)
Source: RefSeq, a predicted model, not a curated record